AAAUAAAAAACAAAAAAAGUUGUCAUAGCAACAUUUUUACAACAUGCAAUCGAUAAAACCGAAUGAUUUGCCACAAAAUCCAUAUGAACGUGUAAAUAUAUUUUCCCGAUUAGGUUUUUGGUACACAUUACCAAUAUUUUUCAAGGGGAGAAAGAAAACAUUAGACACAAAGGAUUUAUAUCGGGCCCUAAAUGAACACAAAUCAGAAACACUUGGCAAUGACAUGUGCAAGUCAUGGGAGAAGGAGUUAGAGAAGACAGCUAAUUCUAAAAAACAACCAAGUCUAUUGCGCGCCUCUAUGCGUGUAUUUGGUUGGAGAUUUGCUUUAUUGGGUCUGGUACUAUUUCUGCUCGAGUUAGGUUUAAGAACUUUACAGCCAUUGUUUCUACUCGGAUUGAUAGCUUAUUAUUCAAAGGAUGAAUCUAAUAUAGAAACAGCUUAUCUUUAUGCGGCUGGCGUUAUAUUAUGCUCGGCAUUGAAUGUGAUUAUAAUGCAUCCUUAUAUGCUGGGCACCAUGCAUACGGGCAUGAAGAUACGGGUGGCCAUGUGUAGUAUGAUUUAUCGUAAGGCUUUACGUUUAAGUAAAACCGCCUUGGGUAAUACCACUGCUGGUCAAGUGGUCAAUUUAAUAUCGAAUGAUGUGGGACGCUUAGAUUUGGCCAUGAUAUUUAUACAUUAUCUAUGGGUGGGACCUGUGGAGACAAUGUUUAUAACCUACUUAAUGUACAGGGAGAUUGGCAUCUCGGCUACCUUUGGUGUAGCAUUUAUGCUGUUGUUUAUACCACUUCAAGGUUGGCUGGGCAAGAAGACGUCAGUGCUACGUUUGCGCACAGCUUUGCGCACCGAUGAGCGUGUGCGCAUGAUGAACGAAAUUAUAUCGGGCAUACAGGUUAUAAAAAUGUAUGCUUGGGAAAUACCUUUUGGUAAAAUUGUGGCACAUGCCCGUAAAAAGGAAAUCAAUACCAUUAGACAAGUAUCCUAUAUACGUGGUAUACUGCUGUCUUUCAUAAUGUUCCUAACACGUGUGUCAAUCUUUCUCAGUUUAGUGGGAUAUGUGGUACUAAGUCAUUUCCUAACACCGGAAAAAGCGUUUGUUAUAACUGCCUAUUAUAAUAUCUUAAGAACUACCAUGACAGUAUUCUUUCCUCAGGGCAUAUCCCAAUUGGCCGAAUCUUUGGUAUCCAUUAAACGCAUACAAAAUUAUAUGCUAUAUGAGGAGACCGAUAUUGUAGACAAAUCAGCCGUAGAUUUUAAGCCCAAUUAUGAUCGCAGUAACCAAUCUACUGUGGUUAAAGGUGACGAUAAAGCUUUAGAUGAAAAUUUAGAAACUGAAAAUGCUGAAAAGGAACCUUUAAUAUCAAAUGGUCAUGCUACUUUGUCAGAAGCUGGUAUUAUCAUUAGUAAUGUUAAAGCUAAAUGGAAUCCAAAUUCUACAGAAUAUACAUUGGAUGAUGUAAAUCUGCGUGUUCAACCGGGAACUUUGGUCGCAAUUAUUGGUCCUGUAGGUGCUGGAAAGUCGAGCCUUAUCCAAAGUAUUCUGGGUGAAUUACGUCCCGAAUCGGGUACGAUUAAAACUAAUGGAACCGUUUCGUAUGCCUCACAAGAACCAUGGCUUUUUACCGGCACUGUGCGACAAAAUAUACUAUUCGGUCAACCUAUGGAUAAGAAACGUUAUCAUCAAGUUGUUAAAAAGUGUGCUUUAGAACGAGAUUUUGAACUUUUACCCUACAGUGAUAAAACUGUGGUGGGUGAACGUGGUGCCUCGUUGUCAGGAGGUCAAAAGGCACGCAUAAGUUUAGCCAGAGCGGUUUAUCGCAAGACAUCAAUAUAUUUACUAGAUGAUCCCUUAAGUGCUGUUGACACACAUGUUGGCCGACAUCUAUUCGAUCAGUGCAUGCGUGGUUUUCUACGCGAUCAUAUCGUUGUACUAGUGACACAUCAAUUGCAAUUCUUGCAAGCUGCCGACCAAAUUGUAAUUAUGGACAAGGGCCGUGUAAGUGCGGUUGGUUCGUAUGAGUCCCUUCGAGAAAGUGGUUUAGAUUUUGCUCAAAUGUUGGCCGAUCCAGAAAAGGAUGAUUCCAUGGAAGUAAAGUCACGCUCACGUUCGGGCAGUCGUAUGUUUGAUCGUCAAAAUAGUGAAGCAUCUAUUAAUUCGGCUGCCGAUUCAACGAUGGAAGAUGGUGCCAUGCAAGUACAGGAGACCCAAGAAGAAGGCAAAAUUGGUUUGGAUUUGUAUAAGAAAUAUUUCAAAGCUGGAGGUGGCUUCUUUAUGUUCAUUGUAAUGCUGGUAUUUUGUAUAUUAUCACAAGCUUUGGCUUCAGGUGGUGAUUAUUUCCUAUCAUAUUGGGUAAAUAAAAAAGGCUCUAUAGAAGCCGAGCGUAUUGAAAACGCUGCCAAACAUGUUAAUACAACAUCAUAUAAUAAGACCGAUGAAGUUUUUGAAUCCUUAUCAUCAUCACCUUCCCAUCAACUAGAAUCCAGACUUUCCAUGCUUUUGGAACAAUACAAUAUUCAUAUAGAUCCCGAAAUGCUAGACAUUUACAUAUUCACCAUUAUAACUGUGGCUACCAUCAUCAUAACUGUGACAAGAAGUUUCUUAUUCUUCAAUGUGGCCAUGAAGGCUUCACAAAAUCUACACAAUUCCAUGUUUAGAGGCAUUACACGAGCUUCCAUGUACUUUUUCAAUACAAAUCCCUCCGGUCGUAUACUUAAUCGUUUUUCAAAAGAUAUGGGUCAAAUAGAUGAGAUACUGCCAGCUGUUAUGAUGGAUGUUAUACAGAUCUUCCUCUCGUUAUUUGGCAUAGUUAUUGUUAUAGCCGUAGUUAAUCCAUUGUAUCUGGUGCCCACCUUUUUGCUAGCUAUUGUUUUCUACUAUUUGAGAACAUUUUAUUUGAAAACAUCGAGAAACGUAAAACGUUUGGAAGCGAUAACACGUUCUCCCAUAUACUCUCAUCUGGCCGCCUCUUUAGCUGGUCUCUCAACAAUAAGAGCUUUCGGAGCUCAGCAUGUUUUAAUUACCGAAUUCGAUAAUCAUCAGGAUUUACAUAGUUCGGCAUUUUUCCUGUUUAUAUGCACCUCACGUGCCUUUGGCUACUGGUUGGAUUGUUUCUGCGUCAUUUUCAUAGCCAUUAUAACCUUAAGUUUCUUCGUGUUUGCACCGGAAAAUGGAGGCGAUGUGGGUUUGGCCAUAACACAAGCCAUGGGUAUGACCGGAAUGGUUCAAUGGGGUAUGAGACAAUCAGCCGAAUUAGAAAAUACCAUGACUGCCGUAGAACGUGUAGUAGAGUAUGAUGACAUAGAACCGGAGGGUGAAUUAGAGUCCAAGGAGGGCAAAAAACCGCCAAGGUCUUGGCCUGAAGAGGGUAAAAUAAUAUUCGAUGAACUCAGUUUACGUUAUUUCCCCGAUCCCAAAUCGGAAUAUGUAUUGAAAUCCUUAAAUUUUGUUAUAAAAUCAUGUGAAAAAGUGGGAAUUGUGGGACGCACAGGUGCUGGUAAAUCGUCUUUAAUUAAUGCCCUAUUUCGUUUAUCCUACAAUGAUGGUAGUAUUAUAAUCGAUGCUCGUGAUACCAAGGAAAUGGGUCUACAUGAUUUACGUAGUAAAAUAUCCAUAAUUCCCCAGGAACCUGUAUUGUUUUCGGGAACCAUGCGUAAUAAUUUGGAUCCAUUUGAAGAGUAUUCUGAUGCCAAAUUAUGGGAAGCCCUAGAAGAGGUCCAGUUAAAGGAAGUCGUAUCCGAAUUACCUAAUGGCCUACAAAGCAAAAUCUCAGAAGGUGGUACUAAUUUCAGUGUUGGCCAAAGACAAUUGGUUUGCUUGGCUAGAGCCAUUUUACGUGAAAAUCGUAUAUUGGUUAUGGAUGAAGCAACAGCCAAUGUCGAUCCACAGACCGAUGUCUUGAUACAGACAACAAUACGCAACAAAUUUAAAAAUUGUACCGUACUCACAAUUGCCCACCGUCUGCAUACAGUUAUGGACUCGGAUAAGGUGUUAGUAAUGGAUGCCGGUCAAGUGGUUGAAUUUGGCUCCCCAUUCGAACUGUUAACCGAAAGUGAUAGGAAAAUAUUCCACAGUAUGGUUAAGCAGACAGGCAAAUCAACAUAUGAAAACUUAUUCAAAGUUGCACAAAAGGCCCACGAGGACUCUUUAAAACACAAAAUGGAGUAGUUUCGUUUGCUAUAAAAAUAACGUCUAAAUAGCUUUCAUUAAAAAAACAUAUGCGAUUACUUAAAUCAUGCCAAUAUAAAAAGAC
Molecule: messenger RNA, 4247 nt
Organism: Lucilia sericata (common green bottle fly)
Lineage: Eukaryota; Metazoa; Arthropoda; Insecta; Diptera; Calliphoridae
Product: probable multidrug resistance-associated protein lethal(2)03659
Exons: 12
Coding region: 44-4162 (1372 amino acids)
Biological process (GO): transmembrane transport
Cellular component (GO): membrane
Molecular function (GO): ATP hydrolysis activity; ABC-type transporter activity; ATP binding
Source: RefSeq, a predicted model, not a curated record